AUGCUCCCCACGCCGCGGGAGCAGCAGCAAAGGGAUGCUGCCUGCUCGCCUGCUGCAGCAGCAAAAAGCACUUCCCCCAGCUUUCCCCACAACUUCAGCAGCAGCAGCUUCGUCCCCAAACUCUCGCGGCUGGCCCGUGGGGCUUCCCCUGCUGCUUCGCCGCAGCCCCCGCAGCAAAGGCCCAGAGCAGCAGCAGCAGCAGCAGCAGCAGCAGCAGGGCUGUCGCCGGCCGGCUCGCUGGCGGCCUCGUUCGCUGCGGCGACGCCAGCAGCAGUUUCGCGGGCCGCGUCGCUGGCAAGGGCUUCCCCAGCAGCAGCAGCAGCAGCAGCAUCGCCAGCAGCAGCAGCAGCGUCGCCAGCAGCAGCAGCAUCGCCAGCAGCAGCAGCAUCGCCAGCAGCAGCAGCAUCGCCAGCAGCAGCAGCAUCGCCAGCACUCUCGCCAGCUUCUGCUUCGCCGGCCUUAUCGCUAACAGUGGCUUCUGUGGCAGUGGCCUCGUCAGCAGCAGCAUCGCCAGCAGCAGCAGCAUCGCCAGCAGCAGCAUCGCCGGCAGCAGCAGCAUCGCCAGCAGCAGCAGCAUCGCCAGCAGCAGCAGCAGCGUCGCUGUCGCCAGCAGCAACAGCGUCGCCCGCAGCGAGCGCCUCGCCCGCGUCGGCCGCGUCGCCCGCAGCAGCAGCAGCAGCAGCAGCAGCGCGGCAGCACAGCGGGCCCAGGUUCAAAACCCUCGUGGAUGUGGUGUUUUUCGAAAGCGGAAGAAAAGCAGCAGAAGCAGCAGCAGCAGCAGCAGACUGGGGAGAAAGGGUUUCGGGAGAAGAGGCAAAUUCUGUUUGCUUUUCUUUGCAAGACGGGGAUGAAAGCCGCAGCCGCAUGAUCAGCUGCUUCCCUUCUGCUGCUGCAGCAGGAGCAGCAGCAGCAGCAGCAGCAGCGCCCGACGCUCCCGCCCGCUGCUCCACCUCCGACCUAAACUCCCAAGACGAAGAGUCCUUUGAGAGCAUGGAGGAGCAGCAGGAGGAGCAGCAGCAGCAGCAGCUGCAGCAGGUGGGGGGUUUGCUGCGGCUGCGGCUGCCGCUGUGGCUGCAGACCUGCGUGGCCUACAUGCGAGCAGCAAACUGCGAGGCCUUCAGCGACCUCUACGGGCCCUACCAAACCCUAAAUCAGCGGUUUAGGAGCUGGAGGCCCUUGAGCUUCAAAAGGAAAAAAACUGAAGUGGAGUUUGUGGACUUCAGCUGCCGCAAAGUGCCGCUGCAGACGCUGCUGGGGGCUCUGCUGGCUGCUGCGCUGUUCACGCUGCACUUCUUCGUGGCCAGAAGCUGCUGCGGCCUUUCCCCCAAACUCUUUGCUGCUGAACUUGCAUGCAGUUUGCUGCUGCUGCUGCUCAUGGCUGCAUGCAGCUUCGCGUACUGCUGCCGCCGCUACCUCGAGUUCAGCAUUGCGGCCACCACUGCGGCGAUCCUUUCCCUCCGAGCUCUUGUCCGCAUUGUAGUGACAGCCCAGGCCCUGCAGAGGCCCCUCCUCGCCCGCCGCGACUUCUUCGUUUACAACUUGAUGGGAGUUUUGGAGACGGUGCUGCUCCUUCUCAUUCCCUACAGCCUCGCGGCCAUCCGCUACGCGUAUUGUUUUUAUUUGACCUUUAUUUCGGUCUUUUGGGCCCUCUCGAUUGGGUGUCUCUCCAUAAAGGUUGCGGUGUCUGUACACCCGAAAGAUGAAGAAGGCUACUGGGCUGCAGCUGCUCUCAUUUAUUUUCUUUUGGCAGUUCUUGUGAUGGUGCUGGACCAAGCUGCCAUGAUACACGAACACAAACGCCGUGUCCUCUUCUGGAAGCUCAAGACAGCUGACGACCGGCUGGACUUGCUGGAAGACCAAAUCUUUCACAAACAAAAAAGAAAAAGAGUUCCAGUGCCUUCGACUCCUUUGGAAAGUGUAAUUCGCAAUUUAGAUUUGGUGCAAGGGGUGGUCUUGAGCGCGCAAAUGGGGGAAGACGAAAGAGCCCGUGUGCAGCAGCUGCUGACGGAGGCCAGACACAACUUGACGUUUUCGGACAACAUUUACCAGUUCAACGCGGACACUUGCAAAGACGGUUUCGCGAAGAGCUACGUUUCCGAUUUGAGGAGGGAAGGAAUCAGCAAACCCAGAAAGCUUUCCCGCAUGACCAGUUUGGCCGUGAGGCGGCGGACGCGAGUUUUCGGAACUAUAGACACUCUCCAGGCGCUGAAGGAGUACAGCGCCAAGAUCGGAGUGGACUGGAGUUUAGAUUUUAUUCAGUUUGGACGGGAGAGUUCGCGUCCUUUGUUUGAAGUUGGAUUUACAAUUUUGUCUCCUUUUUGUCUUUCGCCAGAUAUCAGUCUCAACACGGAUAUCCUUUCGAACUUCCUAGACGAAGUCAACAACGGCUACAAAGAAAAUCCCUACCACAACGCGCUCCAUGGAGCCACUGUUUGUCACAUGACCAUUUGCCUUCUUGAGAUGCUUCGCGUCCGCGAAUUCAUGAGCGACCUGGAAGAUAUUGCCGUUGGAAUUGCAUCUCUUUGCCACGAUGUGGGUCACCCCGGGCGAAACAACAACUUCAUGAUUGCAGCCAACACGCCUUUGGCAAUUACUUACAACGACAACUCCGUGCUGGAGAACCACCACUCCGCCUUGACUUUCCGCAUUCUCAGCAAGCCUCAGUGCAACAUUCUGGAGAAGGCGACAGACUGCGCUUACCGCGCAAUUCGGAAGUACAUAAUUGAGUGGAUUUUAUCGACAGAUAUGAAAAUGCAUUUCGACCACAUUAGUGCAUUUCGAACGAAAAGAAUCAACGGAGAAUUCAAUAUUGCCAGCAACGAAGAAGACAGAACCCGCGUUAUCUCCAUGUGCGUCAAAGCGGCAGACUUGGGGCACGCCGCGACUUGUUGGGAACAGCACGAGGAAUGGUGCAGACGCGUGGUGACAGAGUUUUAUGACCAAGGGGACGAAGAGGAGCGUCUGGGGCUUCCGAAAUCCUUUCUCUGCGACCGCUCGCUGCAUGAGAAGGAAUUUGUGUCUUCUCAAGUUGGUUUUAUUAAUUUCGUCGUCAAACCGCUUUACGAGGAGCUGAAAUCGGUGGACGAAAUGCUGCAGCUGUCGAAGCGGCAAGAACUUGCGCACAUUUGCGUCGCCAACAUCGAGGCGAAUGCCGCACACUGGCAAAGAGGACAAAAAGAAAUUUGGAAAUAG
Messenger RNA from Eimeria tenella, 3192 nucleotides. RefSeq names its product 3',5'-cyclic phosphodiesterase, putative. Gene Ontology annotation, biological process: signal transduction. Gene Ontology annotation, molecular function: 3',5'-cyclic-nucleotide phosphodiesterase activity. The coding region runs from base 1 to 3192 and encodes 1063 amino acids. NCBI's taxonomy places the organism in Eukaryota, Apicomplexa, Conoidasida, Eucoccidiorida, Eimeriidae. The record is from RefSeq and is a predicted model, not a curated record. The transcript has 15 exons.